AUGUACAAAGCCGCUUGUUUCCCAACAGAUGGUGCUUGCCCUGUGAUUAUCAAUGUGCCUUCUUUGUUGCAUCACGAAUGCUCCUGCACUCAUAUCACUCAACUCAAUUACCACUUGUUCUUUCCACCCACCAUCCUUGCUGCACGAGAAGAACUACAUAAAACUUACUGGGACAUCCAUGACACACUAGAUGAAGAAGCAUCUACUCCAAUACCUGAAUACAAUGAUGACAUCCUACCCAUUCUGUCUUUUGAGCGUGAGCCAAGCACCCAUAUCCACUCCAUAACUCUCGACAGAGUACCUUCUUUUACAACUCCCAUCAUUUACCUCAACAAUAAGUUCACUAUGUUGUUUCACAAGCAAUCAACCAUAUCUACCAUCAAGAACAAAAUCGUAAAUGACCUGCUCGACACCCACCUGCAUUUUUACCAUGACCAUUGCAAAUGGCGUGGUGGAAUUGUUAUCAUCAAGCACUCCCAUUCAGAUCCUUCCACCGCCACACACCUCCCCCAAAGAGAUAUUGGCCUUUUGAAUAUCUUGGUUCCUGCGUGUUUUGGGCGUACCUCCAAGGUUCAGAAGGCUGGAAAACAGGCGCACCGUGUCAAAGAGGCUAAUGAAAAAAGGUUGCAUCAAAUCAGAGAUCUUUUGAAGGAUGAUGGUCUAAUGAUAGAGAAUAUGUUGUCUGAUCAUGCCAUGGCCGACAUUGAUUCCAAUCUGUCAGAACCUGCUAGAGAUUUGAGUGCGCACUAUGAUGAAAAUGACGAGGAAUAUUUGGAGGAUUUGGCACAUGAAAUGGCGGAUACAACAGGAUAUGCAUACAUGGACCCGUGCACUCAUCGUGAUUGUACGGAAGUGCAAAAUUCUCAAUGGGAUCUUCAGAUGGAUUAUCUUGUGCAGGCCUAUCUAACAUACAGGCACAUGGACAGCAUGUUACAAUCUCUAUUGGACAUUUAA
Messenger RNA from Serpula lacrymans var. lacrymans S7.9, 954 nucleotides. RefSeq lists its product as uncharacterized. NCBI's taxonomy places the organism in Eukaryota, Fungi, Basidiomycota, Agaricomycetes, Boletales, Serpulaceae. The transcript has 4 exons. Bases 1 to 954 code for a protein of 317 amino acids. The record is from RefSeq and is a predicted model, not a curated record.